GGCUAAUCUCUAUUUGUGGCUCGCUUCCUCCACGUACCCAAACUUCAAGCCCAAAUUAUCUAUGGUUAAUGGGGAUACAAGAGGGAUAGAUUACUAGUACAGGCCCCUACUAGCGCAGAGCCAGGCUGACCGCCUUCCCUUUAAAAACCGCAAACUACAAACCGGCGAAACAAUCCUCCGAUUAUCAGAUAACAGCGACACCCAACCAGCUUUUAACCAAGCUCGCAUACACCAAAAACAGCACAAUCACGGUCACAAAAUGCCCUCAUCCUCACUAGCCGAUUACCUCGCGAAGAACUAUCUAACCGCGGAUCCCGCCACCGAGCGACCAAAAAAGAAGCGCAAGAAGACCAAGGAAGUCGACACCGCCGCGCAAGGCCUGAUCAUUGCCGAUGACGACCCGCCCGAUCUCAAGAGCUCCGCGGCGAACUUUAUGAACGAUGACGAGGAUGGUCCGUCCGUCGUGGCGUCUGGCCGGAGUGCGGAGUUCCGGCGUACGAAAAAGUCGAAUUGGAAGACUCUAGGCGGUGCCGGGAACGAGCAGGACGCUGCGGAUGCGAUUAUCGCGUCGGCUGCGGCUGAGAAUGCGGCGCGGAGGAAUGAAGGGGGGGAUGAUGAUGCGCCUGCUGUGGUUGAGGGGGAGGAUGAGGAUGAUGGGGGGAUGAGGAUGGAGUCUGGCGCGAGGGCGGGUCUACAGACUGCGGCGCAGACGGCUGCGAUGGUUGCUGCGCAGGAACGGCGGAAGAAGGCAGAGGCUGCGCUGUACAAGGAUAGUCCGGCAGGGGGGCAAGCGCAGGAGACGAUUUAUCGUGAUGCGUCGGGACGAAUCAUUAAUGUGGCUAUGAAGCGGGCGGAGGCGCGGAAGGCGGAGCAGGAGAAGCUGGAGAAGGAGGAACAAGCGAAGGAGGCACUGAUGGGCGAUGUCCAGCGGCAAGAACGUGAGAAACGUCGAGAGCAGCUUCAGGAAGCGCGGGCCAUGCCUGUUGCCCGGACGGUCGAUGAUGAGGAUAUGAAUGAUGAGUUACGGGCCCGACAGCGGUGGAAUGACCCGGCUGCACAAUUCUUGACCAACAAGGGUCCUGGGAAGAGUGCAACCGGGAAGCCUUUAUACAAAGGAGCUUUCCAGCCGAAUCGAUACGGACUCAGGCCGGGGCAUCGGUGGGAUGGAGUGGACCGCAGUAAUGGGUUCGAGAAAGAGUGGUUUGCAGCUAGGAAUCGGAAGGGAAGAUUGGAGGCGCUGGAUUACCAAUGGCAGAUGGAUGAGUGAUAUGGCAGACAUGAGAAUGGCUUCCUUUACUAGGACUUGGUUCAGUGCUGGACACUGGAGAGCCGUGUGACAUUAUAAUCCUGAUAUAUUACUGACAUAAAAUGAUUUCAAUACUCGCCUUUUCGUAAUCGAUAUGCCUCAAUUAUAUAUACCAGCACUUAACUCGGUAUUUGACUCGUCAUUGAUGAAGGUACC
Molecule: messenger RNA, 1462 nt
Organism: Aspergillus pseudonomiae
Lineage: Eukaryota; Fungi; Ascomycota; Eurotiomycetes; Eurotiales; Aspergillaceae
Gene: cwc26
Product: putative cell cycle control protein (Cwf26)
Exons: 1
Coding region: 260-1267 (335 amino acids)
Biological process (GO): mRNA splicing, via spliceosome
Cellular component (GO): RES complex; U2-type spliceosomal complex
Molecular function (GO): RNA binding
Source: RefSeq, a predicted model, not a curated record